AUGGACGUCGACGAGCCACAACCUACGCGAUUUUCGCCAUUCAUCAACUUUUUCGACGUCAGCAACAACUUUCCAUGGCAGGAACCGCGUCCAGAGCAUAUUCGGGAUCGAAGAGCAAUGAUGGAUGGUACACUUAUAUUCGAUAUUCUCCUCGACGCCGGCGGGAUUGAUGCUUCAUAUAUGCUGUACCCUCCCGAAAGCCAGGAAGGCUUGCAGAAAUUGCUGGAUGCCAUCGAAUCAUCCCAAUACGAUAUACUGAAGAAGGAUUGCCUGGUGUAUUUUCUGCUCAAAUGGCAUCAGGAUGGGCGAGAGCGCAACUUUGCCCUGCAGAGGUGCAUUCCGCCCCAGUUCUCUUCGCUUGCCGACGCGUAUUGGCAUCUUGACACGGGUAUAAAUGUUGGAAAAGCCGUUGCCCUCCUCUCUGACUCGCGUCUCAAUCGAGAUUACGCGUCCAAAAUUAUUCGCGCAAUCUCCCUUUCGCCAGAUUCGGCUACACUCAUUCGGAAAUAUGUUCAGACAGCAAAGCCACAGCUCGUCGAACCACUGGACUUGGAGCAGUAUGCAAUCGCACUGGCUGAGUCAAGCGUUAUGGAGGCCUGGCAGUUUUUGCGCACCUUCAACGAGAACGAAACAGAUAACAUGCGUGCACGGUUGUUCAAGAAAGUCUUAGCGUGGGCGGUUUCUCCUGCACCUCGUCCCUCUGCUUUGAAGGAACUCCUCACAUUGCCACUCGCUGAAUUUGAAGAAUCUGUCCUUUGGGCGUUUGCGGAAAAACCGCCUUCGGACCUUCUCAAAUUCCCUGAACAAGCGAUUCUACAAGACCUUGUAUGCGUUCGGCUUAUCCAGGCAGGGCGGUACUCCGAUGCUAUCAAGAGAGAUCGCAUUUUCGCGUCCACAACCUCAGCAAAGAACCUCAGAAUCACACAAGAUCGUUCAAAAAUGGUCAAUGAAGUCUAUGCGGCUCUGACACCUAUUGAGCGAUCCCUCUUGGAUCUGGAGCUUGACCCUACUGUUGAAAAGCAACCUCCAUUGGCUCCCAAGCCUUCAUCUCCCCCAAUGCGUAGACAGGCAGCAGCUCAAGAGCCACAAGACACUUCUUUAUCUCAGUCAUGGGAAGACGUGCAAAUGCCGGAUUCGCUGCUUAAUAAAUCGACAUCAUUGCGCGAAGUUCGCGUACCUGUCACUCCAAACUUUGGAGGACCAUCCAAACCAUCGACACCUGCAACUCGACCGCCAGUCAUUCCCAUCAACUUCAGCAAUGGUGUUAGCAGCUCAACCGCGAAAAAUAAUAAUAAUCCUCUGGCUUCUUCCCACCUCGGUUCCUCGCAGCUGCGCAAUUCUUUGAGCGGUGUGGGGAGUCGUAUGGCUUAUGGAAAUACGUCUGCAAUUGCCUCUCCAGCCAGUGGCAUUAAACUGCCAACUGUACCUGCACCGUCAUCUCACAACCAAACGCCUGUGUUUGUAUCGGCUUCUAGACAACCGAACGCGUUCUAUCAGCCCCCGCCAGAAAAAACCAACGGUGUACAACCUACUUUUGAGGAAGAUGUCACUAGUAGCCCUGAACGCCCUGAUACUUCUAUGAACACAGAACAAGAUGUUGAGAUGGAACCUGAAAAAGAAGACCAGCACGAGGAUGGCAAGCGAAGAGGAAGGAAGAGCAUUGUUUCAGAUAAUGGAGAUGCUGAAGAAAAUACUCUUCAGUUUUCCGUGUUUGGAGCCAAAGAAACCGACAAGGCAGAAGGUUCUACCGCGAAGAAGGGCAUGCGCAAAGCGCCGCCUGGCGAUUUUAUGUCAGACGAGGACGAUGCCAUGGAGGAGGACCAGGAUGUGUCUACCUCCAAAAAGCGAACUUCUAGAACUACUACUCGCUCAAGCAAAUCAUCUAAACCUCCUGCAAAGAAACCUCGACAGACGAAGGAACCGAGAACUAUUCCAGGUGGUAUAAUGGAAGAUGGGGACUUGGACGAAGGAGAUGAUGAAGUUGCUCCUUUGCGCGCACCAUCUCCGAAGAGAACGGCCCGUAAGCCACGUUCGUCCGCAUCCGUGGAAUCAACGAUGGACGACGGAGAGGGCGUACAGACUAGGAGGCGGUCGUCGCGAUUAACAACUGGUGGAGGUAGCACUCAUGGUGGAUCGCCUGAACCCAAGGUAAAAAAGACAUCUCGAGCCAGCGGCGGUAGGAAGAAACGGUAG
Molecule: messenger RNA, 2193 nt
Organism: Psilocybe cubensis
Lineage: Eukaryota; Fungi; Basidiomycota; Agaricomycetes; Agaricales; Agrocybaceae
Exons: 4
Coding region: 1-2193 (730 amino acids)
Source: RefSeq, a predicted model, not a curated record